Messenger RNA from Cooperia oncophora, 243 nucleotides. Lineage: Eukaryota; Metazoa; Nematoda; Chromadorea; Rhabditida; Trichostrongylidae. The record is from the annotation of a GenBank genome assembly.
UUUGAUGUGAACUGCUAUGAAUUUCGUUUCCAGCCCAAGGAGCCAGGAAUCUACAAGGUCAAUGUCCUAGCAGGUGGCGAACACAUAGGCGAGAUUCCGUUGCGUAUUGAAGCAAGCGAUGAGGCUCCAUCAGUUGAAGUGUUAGAUAAGGAUCUAACUCACGUCCCUCUCAGCGGCUCUCAAAUUGAUCGUGGAAUCUAUGGCUACAGUUGUUUUCCUAAAUUCUCUCCCGGCAGAAAGUAA